CCCCUCCAGCCGGGGCCGUGGAGCACCGGGGCAAAGCCCGGGGCCCCCCGAUGAAGGAGCGCGACGCGGCCCCGGCCGAGCGGGGCAAGCCGGCCACCUACACCGGGGACAAGAAGGCGAAGAUGGCGGCCAAGACCAACAAGAAGUGGGUCCGGCUCGCCACCGUGUUCGCCUACGUGCUCUCCGUGUCGCUGGCCGCCAUCGUGCUCGCCGUCUACUACAGCCUCAUCUGGCAGCCGGUGGGCGCCGGGACCUCAGGGGGAGCCGCCGGCCCGCCCCCCGGCGGCUCCAACGCCACCAGCCCGUACGGGACUUCGGGGGCGGCGCCGGGGCCCAACGCCACGGGGUCGUCCCGCCGCGAGGCGCCGCGCGACGCGCCCCCGCUGCAGGCGGCGCAGCCCGCGCCUCCGGAGCCCCCCGCCGACAGCCCCCCGACCGGGCCGCUCGAGCGGCCGCAGGGACCGGACGAGGACGAGGAGGAAGCGGCAGCGGCGCCCGGGAGUCGCUGAACCUCCCCGCGCAGAGGGCGGCCGGGAACCAUCCUCCCCAAACCCAGAGGCAGGACUUUGCAGCGGGACGGAGCGGGGAGCCCGCGGGAGUGGCCCCCAUGGGAGUGAACUUCUACCCCAGAGAUCGCCAGCUCGCCCCGGGGGCGGGUGGCCCGCAGCCUGAUCGAAAGCCAAGGGACCACGGGCUCACCGAGGCCCCGGGCUUGGUCUUCCCAGGAUCGUGGUGCGCCAGGGCCCUGAGCCAUAAAGGGGAUGGUGGGGAGGGGUGGGGAGACCCCAGCACCAAACCCUUCUGCGCCGCUUGCUCUUGUGUUUCCUACGUGCAGGGGUGACUCGGGUUUUCCCCCAAGACUCAGGGGAAGGAGACAGCUAUAGGAGCUUUUUUUUAAAGUAAGCCAAGCUCUCACCAGGAGAAGGGCAUCAAAAGUAGUGGAGCUCAGGUACGUCAACCUAGUUGCAGUGGCCACAGAUGCAUUUAAUUUGUAGAUCCGUGUAUAUAGUUGUUGACAUACGCGCUAGAACCUAAAAUUACAUAGAACUGUAUGUAUCUCUCACACCCUGGGUAGCUAGUAACUGAUGGGGUCAAGCAAGGGCUGUUGGCUGGCCCCCAAAGUGCAGCUAGACAGAAGGGCACAAACGGCUUUUUUCAUCACCCACUCUUUUCUCUCUCUUCCAACAUCCUAUGUCUGAAAGAUUUAUGAUGUCCUUAAACAAAAGGGUAUAACCAUUCUUAGACUUGGUGACAUGACAAUGGAAAACCUUAGAGAAGCAGAAGCAGUUUAGGAGGGUGAGGGAUGUCGGGAUCCCCUCUGCUUCCCACCCUGGUGUGUCAACAGAGGCUUCCCAUUGUAUCCCUAAGUAUCUGGAUUAGGGUCAGGGAAGAAGGAAGGGAAAGAGCAAUGCCUGUGUGCUUCAGGCCUUGGCCUUUCCCUCACAGAGUUCGUUUAGGAAGAGCAAGCUUUUGUAAGCAGAGUGACCGGCAAGUGGUUUGUUUUUGUUUUGUCUUACUGCUCCUCAAAUUUUGUCUUGUUCCAAUAGUCAGCCUUGCCAUCCCUCUUUCCUAAGCCUGUAGCAACAACGCAGCCCUGAGUUUGGGAUGGAAUCUGUCGUGAAACCAGAGCUUUGGUCACAGAUGUUGGGUUUUGAGUUGUACUCUGGAAUCAAAGGGCUGGAAGGUGGGCUUCAAACUCAGGAUUGUGCUUAAGUACAAAUAUCUUUGAAAGCCAGUCACCAGACCCGCCAUAAGGUUUAAUUGUCUCACCUUUACCUCUACUGAUAAGCUCUGCUUAUAUGCAACCUAUACUUUUAGGAGAUGAGAAGCAUAAAGGGAAAUGACAGCUCUGGGGCAGCAAGAAUUCUACUACCACAGUUGGGAUUCCAUUUCCUUCUGCCACUUGCUUUUAGACAUUUGAGGGUGGGUAGUGACAAGAUAUCGAACCCCUUAGUAUUUCCUUUUUGGGAAAUGAGGCACUUAAAAAAAAAUAUCCACCCGAAUUCUGAAACGGUUUGUCUCUCCAGUUUUCUGACCUACACCUUAGUUAGCUCUGAUCCACGUUUACAGGACAACAGCCUUGCUUUAAGCCAUGUCCUGUUGUGGCUUCAUAAUAGCAACUGAGCUGUCGUAGCCUGCAGGCUGGCUGGUAGCACCCCCAAGGUCUCUUGGCUGGAGAAGAUUUCUUAGCAGCUGACUUGGACUUCAGUCGUUAGAAAGCCUAUGAGGUCUUUUUAAAAUUUUGGUGGGGGAAUAGGGGAGGAAACAUGAAAUGCCACCUUUAUAACUUCAACAAUAGCCUGUAAUUUAUAUUUACUGUGUGAAUUUUUAGUCCUAUAUUUUAAUAAUUUAUAAAUUGCUCUCUUAUUUCAAGAAUCCUUUGACCUUGCAGAAGAACAUCUGGGAGUUCGAUCCCCUGUCCCCACCCUGACCCCAGCAUUCUGGACUGUUUCAAUCCACUUUGGGAUGGAUCAGAGCACCUGGAGAGAUCACUUUAGGUCCAGCUGCUGGCCUCCCAACUCUCUAAAGCCUUCACUGGAAUUGGACAUUAGCGGCAGCUGUAGCUGUGAAUAUGACCAGAGACAUUAUUUAUAAUUCAGCCAUUUAAGAUAUUCCUGUAUUCAAAAAGUCCUGUAUAUUUUUUAAAAGUUUUAUUUUUCAGGUGAACAAAAAUACACCCUAAGAACUCUG
Messenger RNA from Loxodonta africana (African savanna elephant), 2691 nucleotides. RefSeq names its product InaF motif containing 2 (gene INAFM2). Bases 51 to 509 code for a protein of 152 amino acids. The record is from RefSeq and is a predicted model, not a curated record. Lineage: Eukaryota; Metazoa; Chordata; Mammalia; Proboscidea; Elephantidae. The transcript has a single exon.